AUGAAAUUUGGAGAACAACUAAAACGGGAGGCCAUUAAUGAGUGGCAGAGUAUGUACAUUGACUACAACUCGCUCAAGGUUCUUUUGAAGCAGGUCCCGUACUCUUUGCGCCCAGAUUCUUCUCCCGAUCUUUCUUCUUCUAUUUCAAACUAUUCGCCUCUUUCCUUAAAGGAGCAAAUCUUCUUGUCUCAACUCGAAAAGGAACUCAUCAAAGUAGAUACAUUUUACUCUGAAAAAGAAGAAGAGUUUCGCCAAUCAAAGCUUUCUCUUCAGCUGGCGUUGAGGGAGAGUUCUAUCAGCACGUCUCGGAAACGCAUUGAACAGCUACGAAGAGCAUAUCUUGAGAUGUAUAGAGGCUUCUUACUUCUAGGGGCAUAUAGACGUCUAAACAAGAUUGGGUUUCGUAAAAUUAUAAAAAAGUUUGACAAGGUACUUGGCCUUGCAUUUACGCAUAGGUCACCUAUAGAUCAUAUACGGCUACACAGGCAUAUGGCGAUGCUAGCGCUUCGACUUCCUUCCGAUAUCCAUUAUCUUGGAGGAAGACUUCAUCAUCGCUCUUCAUUUAUGGGGGGCUUUUAUUUGGGCGCCUCCUGCGUCCUUCUGUUCGUCUUUGCAACCACUUUUUUCAAUGAUCAAAUAUUUUUGCUUCUUUCCUUCCUUUCCGUAGGUUUGCCAUUGGCUCUAUUUUGGGGAUUUCUGAUUGUUGAGCUUUAUUGUUCGUUUUCUCAUAUCUCUUAUGGAUUUAUUUUCCAGUUAGACCCCAGAGACACACUCUCAGUACCGCAGAGAGCAGAAUUGCUCUCCUUUAUCACUUUUAUCGUUAUUUUCGGGUUGAUUAUGCUCUCCAAAAUUAGCUUGAUGACGGCGUUGUUCCUUUCAUAUUUGGUAGUGUUGACUGUAAUAGCGUUCCCAAUUCGUUUUUAUUCAUCCGCUCGCACAUAUGUGAUCCGCCUUUUUAGCGAAAGUAUUUUUUCGCUUCUCAGAGGGCCCAUUAGGUUUAGGCAUUUCUUCUUUGGAGAUGCACUUAUGAGUCUUGGAAUUGUUUUUCGUGUGCCGGUUUUGAUAUUUACAUUAUACCAGGUAGAGAGCCAUAUUUUAACAUUUGCUUUUAGAACCCAAAUAUCUCGUCCAUCAAAGAAUUCAAGUGGCACAUUUCUGCUUCGAAAAAAAGGGUUAUUGGUUGGCGGUGGAAGGAGAUUUCCCUAUUAUUUGCUGAUCUUUGCCAACGCUGCCCUUCGGUUUAGUUGGACCAUACCUGCUUUCAAUCCAUGGAUCAUAUCAAUGGUUGCAUUUGGGGAGGUCGUUAGGAGAUCUCUUUGGGCUCUUUUUCGGCUCGAGCAUGAGCACCUGAACAACUGUGGAGAGUUUAAAGUUAUGCAUACGGCUGAGGAAUUCGGGAUAUCUCCUCCUAUAGUGAUCCCUGAAAUUUCAUCCAAUGAAGCCGAUCUAUUCCCCCACACAUGA
Mitosporidium daphniae is the source of this 1464-nucleotide messenger RNA. Its product is annotated as xenotropic and polytropic retrovirus receptor 1-like protein. The transcript is spliced from 3 exons. Bases 1 to 1464 code for a protein of 487 amino acids. The record is from RefSeq and is a predicted model, not a curated record. Lineage: Eukaryota; Fungi; Microsporidia. Gene Ontology annotation, cellular component: cytoplasm; membrane.